AUGGAAGCUGCUCAACCAGCUCAGGGGUCAUCCCUUUUGAACAAACUUGGCGAACUCGAGGCUAAAUAUUUGCCUCGUCCCCCGCAUUACAAAGGACCUCAUUCAUUUAACUUGCGCCCUGCCCAAGAAGUGGCAGAUUUCCAAAAUAAUAAUGCGCUCUGUUCGGAGCUCCCAGAAAGUGAAAAGGCUAUCUGGUACAUUGAUGAGAAGGCCAUAGGCGCUUCAAGCGAAAACGACUCAAACUUUUAUGAUUUGUAUCCUGGCCAAGCAGUUGCAGAACGCAAGGACAAAAAUCCAGCGCGCAGGGAGGCUUCGAUCGUUGAAAUGGCCAAUUUAUACGAGACCCCGGGUUCGUCGAGCACAAGCGACCCGCAACUGUAUGACUUGCGUCUUAAACGAGAAGCAACCAAGUCCAAGAAUGAAAGUUCGGACUUUCGGGGGCUCUCGCAGGUUGAAAUAGCCUGCAGUCUGCCCAGGCAUGAGAGACGCCCGGGCUCUUCAUCACGAUGA
Messenger RNA from Puccinia graminis f. sp. tritici CRL 75-36-700-3, 510 nucleotides. RefSeq lists its product as uncharacterized. The transcript is spliced from 5 exons. Bases 1 to 510 code for a protein of 169 amino acids. Lineage: Eukaryota; Fungi; Basidiomycota; Pucciniomycetes; Pucciniales; Pucciniaceae. The record is from RefSeq and is a predicted model, not a curated record.